GGGGCAGAUGGUAGCGCGAGAACACGGGCGCUGCUUUCGUUCGCCUUUCGUCGGCGAGGGGUUUUGUGUACGCGAGCGCGCGCGCGAUACUUUCGAUUUCGUCGAGUGGGCCGGCCUCUCGCGGAGAGCCGCACUCCAGGAGGCGAGCAUGCCAGUAGUCGACGCGCGCUAGAGCGACGGCGUGUGUUUAUCGCGCUCGCAACGUCGACAGCGGGUCGACGCCGUCGUACGGUUAGAGCUGUCACGGUGACGUGCGACGCGCGACGCGUGCGAAGGAGGCUCGUUAUCGCGGCACAGGUGUCUCGCGAUUUACGUCAAUUGCUCGCGACAGGUGGACAUUCCUUCGGAGCGACGGAGAUCUCUCGGCGGAAGCGAGACGGAGGGAAUGGAGAUACGUGGAUUUUCGCCCGAAGCUAACAGGAUCUCUUCGUGGCGGUCGGACCGAAGGACACCGAGAUCGACGAGAAGCAUGUAGAUAUCACCCGGGGAACGUAAUCUCGACUCCCGUCACCGCCUACCUCUUUUCCUAGCGAGUCUCGGGUGUGCUCGCGCGCGCGCGCGCGUGCUUUGACCGUAUGCUCGGCGUGUCAUCGAUUUUUCGGCGAUUGUGUGCAACUCGCGUCGCCGGUAGAGAAUUCGCCAACAGGAUUAUGAAGAGGAUUAAGAGCCGCGCGUAAGGAGACCUACGUGCGUGCGUACGUCCGCGCGAGCGAGCGAACGCACGUCGUGCCGCGAAAGGCGAGAACGAAAAGAGAGAAAGCGACGGGGAAAAAGGCUAGAGAGAGAGAGAGAGGAGCCAUCGACAACGCGCGUCCAACAUGGCUACCACCGGCAGCAACGCGAACGCCGGCAACGAGGCGGCGAACGGUAGCAGCAACGUGCCGCAGUGGAAACGCGACCUGAUACAACGUCGUCGUCAACAGAGCAAGGUCCUCGCCAACAACGGCGCGAGCGUGAAAUUAUGUAGCGCGGUAAUCGGCACGUCGGCGAGCGCGGACGGGGUCGUGGAGCAGAACGCGCCAAGCGUCCAGGAACAUUGCUCGGUCGCCGGCACGCUCCGGAUGGCGCAACGUUUGACAACAACGAGCAGCGAGGACACCGGGACGACCGUCGCGGUUUGCGGCGGCGGCGGGGGUGGGGGUGGGGGUGGGGGUAUCGGGGAUAAUGCCAGUGGCGCGCUGCUCUCCCCCCCCUCCUCGUAUUCCGCGAGAAGGCCGCCGAUCAGUGGCGCCGCCGGCGGAGCAGCGGCGACAGCUGCCGACUUCGCGUCAGUCGCGUACAACAUGCGUCUCGAGGCGGACCUGUCGCUCUGCUCGGACGCGGAGGAUGUUGUGAACGGCGCGCCGACCAAGUUCGCGAUGGACGAGCGGAAAUUCUCGGAUUACGCCGGGGACGAGAACGAGGAGGCGGCGAGAGCGAUCGCGAGGAUGGGGAACGAGGGGAACGAGGCGCCGCAGCGCGCGGUCGUAACCGGGCGCGGGAAGGACGCUCUUGGCGGAAACGCGAGGACGUUGAAGGAGUUGCCGCCGACGAGCGAUCGCCGCCACGUGUCCGGGGAGGACGCGGAGAGCGAUAGCUCUGAGGAACUGCAGUACGGACCGGGAAUCGUGAACAAGCUCAAGAGCAAGUAUCUUAACCUAACCCUGCGCGAAACGACCAAGAGCCGCGCGUCGGUGCAGCGAUUCCGGCGAGCGGCCAGUCUCGAGGACCUGCUGGAUCGCGACGACGACGAGGCGUCCGGUCACGAGAAGCAGCCCGCUAUCGGUAGGAGAUACGCGAAGCGCGAGGCCGGCUCGACGAGCGGCGACGGUGUCGUCGCUCCCAAGACCGACAGGUACCGAAAUGCCACCCGGGGCAACGACUCGAUGAAGCGGGCGCGGAGCGUCGAGACCUUGAUGAGGUACAACAGCGUGACGACGGAUGAGCCGAUUAUGCGGCAGCUUGUUCCGGUUGCUCGACCGGCAACCAACGGCGUGCGCCAGGAGCCGGUCAAUGACCACAUUAUUCUCGUGGAUCGCACGUCCGUGAAGAUUGAAAGUCGUCUGGGCGAGCUCGAGCGGCCCAAGCCGGUCAACAAGCCCAAGAGGAUCAAGCCGGUGCUGGCGGAAACGGAACGACCGCCUCCCGAUCUAGUCAAGACCACGAUGAGGAUCUUCGAAAGCUCCGCGAAGAAGGUGAAGCCCAAGGGCGAGGUCGCCGCGAAGGUCGCCACUUUCAAGACCAUCAACGACACGUUCAAGGCGCAGAAGAAGCUGAUGCCGAAGCCGCCGAUACAGCCCAAGCCCUUCGUCAACGGCGGCGCUCGCCCCGGUUCCGGGGGCCUCGGCUCCCCGAAGAAGAUUAUGUUACACAAACCGACGGCGAAGUUGAUCGAGACGCAGGACGGCAAGGAGGAGUAUCGCAUAGAUGGCAUCAUCACGGAACCGAUCGCGCAAUCAGUGUCCUCGGUGGUGAGCAAGUUCCAGCAGAUCGAAAAAUCGCAUUCGCCCUCGCCGUCCCCGGAACCCUCGUGUUACAAGUUCAAGUUCUCGCCGGCCAACAGCCCCGAACCGCCGCAGAUGUGCAAGCAGAUGCCCAAGUCGGUCGCUCUCGAGAUCGUUGUCAAAUCGCCGCCGGUCACCCCGGUACUUUCGCCGAGGAUCCCGUCACCCAGACUGCAGAGCCCGCCAUCGCCGAUCAAGGACGUCAGGCAGGGCUCGCAGAGUCCCUCCUCUCCCGUCAAAGACUCGAUCCGAAUUCAGAUCUUGAAUCCGUUCCACAAACCGCCACUGCCGAGCCCCGUCAGGGAACCCUCCAAGACCUCGGAACCGGAAUCGUUUCAAGUUCCUCGCUCGCAGAUCGAGGAGCCUUCGAGGACGAACGUCGAGAGUCCAGAAUCACCCAUCAAAGCGGAACGAAAAGAAGACGCGAAAUCGAGUCGCGUUACGUCCAACGACGAUGAGGAAGAGGAGGUCGUCGACGGGCCGAGAACCAUCUCCAAGCUCGCCCUGGACAACAUCGGCAGAGCCGGCAUAACGAUGCAGUUCAACUUUGGCGACAAGUCCGUGACCGACAAAAGUUAUCUACCGGGUGUGAAGCAAAACGGACAGAGAUCGGAAGACGAUCGUUGCGCGAAAACAGAGUCCAGAAACAAGACGAUCGUUCCGUCCGAUGCACCCGCCGGCCUGGUGAUGACCUCCGAGACGACGUACAGAUUGCAAGAGAGACUCGGAUCCGAGAAGCUCGACGACAAGGAGGACGAGCUGAAGCUGAUCGAGGAGAAGCUGAUCGUGCCGGAGAGCAAACCCAUCGGCGCCAUUUGCAGUCUGGGCUUGAUCAAGACCGCGACCACGACGACGGCGUAUCCGCAGAGCAACAACGAGGCGAAGACGAUAAGAUGCCAGCAGAAGAGCGAGUUCUCGCUGCCCCAGAAGCAGAUCGGCAUCAUACGGCCGCUCGUCUCGACGCAGAAGACGCAGCAUCCGCAGCAGAACCUGAGUAAUCGCGAACUCGAGAAGAACCUGAUCAAUCGGGUCAAGAGUAUCGAGCAGCCGACCAAGGUGGUAGUGAGCCUGAAGAGCGCCGAUGAGAUACAGCCGACGAAGAAGACGAAUGCGGGAGGCGGCGGCGGACUCUGGGAUACGAAGCCAUGGAACCAGCAAAACAAUACGAUGGUGUUCAACUUUAGCAACCGAAAAGACGUGCCGGAUUACAUCGAGAAUGAUGGUCUCAUCAUCAGGAGAAAGCGGGAGAAGCCGAAGGUUGGCGAUGGCGGCAUUAUAGUACUCGAUGCUACUUUGGAUGCAUCUACGACCGACGAUGCCGAGUGGGAGAUCUCCGGGGGUCCGCCAUCACCCUGCGAUGUAUCGUUUCUCAACGACAAUGUCCUCAUCAACGGACGCAGCAACCUCUCGAGGACGCCACGAAAUCAUAAGCACCGAAUACAGUUCGACGACACCGCGACUCGUACUUUCGAGUAUCCUAGCGAAUCAUCGAUCCUCGAAGGCGAGACCAGUAGUGUGGAUGGCGAGACUUCCGGUUCCAUCGAGCAACAGUCUACGACGGGCAACAACAAAACCUCGACUACCAGCUCGACGACGACAAGUAUGCCGUCUCUUCUCGAUGGUGGAGGAUUAGCCAGUUAUACACCCAGCAAGGUGGAUUUGACGUCCGAAGGUUUUGAGCUGGGUAUCACCAGAGCCAUACCGAUGGUAGUUUCCGCAUCAGCAGCAACAGGACAAACUGAAAAUAAGAGCGACGUAGAAUGCUUGAGACCAGCUCAAGAUGCAGGUGCGUGGGGUUCGGAAACGACCGGAGAUCUUCUUUAUUGAAGAGACAAAAAGAAGAAAUGCAAACUACAAGCUUUAACAGCUACACCAUUAACAGCUCAACGUCCCUCCGCAGCAAUAGAAUGAAAGAAACGAAAAUGAAACUUAUAAGACUUAAGAAAUAUUUUUUUUCUAGCGUCGACGAAAUCGCGAAAACCACAAACACAAACGUCAAUGUUAUACCGAAGUUUAAUAAAAAAGUUUAUGACAAAUGCUCACACAGUUAUAUAAAGCAAAUUUUUCAUAGAAAACAAGUUAGACGUCGCGUUCGUGAUCGGACGAACACAUACUGGACCACAAAUAAAUUAUUGUCAAAUAUUUAAACUCAUAAUUAAGCUAAGUAAACCUUUUUCUCCGAUUUCGAAGAAAAUCAAAAGUGCGAUCUCCGUUCAUGAACGCUUUGAAAAGAAAGAAUCGAGUUUAUUUAGAUUAAGUAAGAACUAACAGUAUCAUUCCAAGUAUAUGCAUUUAUUUUGUAUCAUUAUGGUAUAUCAAAUGAAUGGACUUUUUCUCUAGACAAUGAAUCAUCGAAACUGCCAAGAAACAUUAGGGCUGUCUCUUUUGUAGUAACACUUGGAAGGAAAUGCUCAGUGAUACUGAUACUUUGUUGCAUAGAGAAAAGUAUAAAGAGAACAUAUUAUCUUUUUGGCAUACUAUAUAUGAUAGAAGAGAAAUCAACAGGAAAAUCGAAAAUUUUGUAACCUUUUUGAGAUUAUUUUAAUGUUAAGCUGUGGAAUGUUCAAGCUGCCAGUAAAAGGCCAGAGUUUUAUGUGUGAGUUUUUAUAAAAAAAAAGCGAAUGAUUGAAUGUCUCAAAGAUUCAAUGGAAAGGAAAAGAAGUUCAAGAGAAAACAUUUCGAGUCUAGAUUUGUAAACGUUUUUGCCAAAGUAGAACGUAAGUCUACUUAGUAUAUUUAAUAAUGUAUAUGUACAAUAAGUGUUUCAGAGUUCGGCAAAACUGUAAGAAUUGUAAAUUUCAGAACAUUGUCAUUUGUGCCGAAUAUAUGGCAAAUCAUAUUAUAAGUAUGCCUUGCAAGUAAGAUAAGCCAUUACAGUGUGUUUUUUCAUAUUUUGAGGUUGCAUUUAUUUUUCAAGUAUAUAUAAUACAUGAAACUAAUAGCUUUCUUCAGCAUAGGAAAUACAUAAGAGAAAAAACAAUUUAAUAAUAAUUGUUAAUUUUAAGAUUGAAUUUUGUAUAUACUAAAUUGUUGUGCCGGUCUAAAAAGCCAUCUGAGAUAAGUCGAGUCACGAAAAAUUCGAGAUAAAAGAAAAAUUAUAUUGUUUUAAGAUCAGUUUUCUUGUAUUAUCUUUGUUUCUUUUUUUUCUUUUGUGUUAAUCACUUUCUAUUAUCUAUUGUAGCGUCUUGGAUGCGUUACUAUAAAUAAUCGAAAAUAUUGUUUUGAAUCAUGUAGGUAUUCAAUUCUCGUAUAGUUAUUUAAUAAUGUAUGAUUGUAGCAAUAUAUAUAUGUAGUUAAUAUAAUUUUAAUUUUAUCACUUGGACAGAGUAAUUCAAGCGAAAAAAUUCAAUAAGAAAAUAAUUUAUUAUAAAAAUUAAUUGUAUUAAAAGUAUUACAAAGUUGUGUGAAGUAAAAUUGUUGCCGCGUUUUGUUAAAAUUUCAAAUAUAUUUACUCUUUAUUUAGAUGCUGUACUAAUUCACUAUUCUUUGCAAUAUAUUGCAUUGUUUAAAAGACCUGUUUUUGUAUCACAGCAUUGUAUCUCACAUUGUGAUAUUUUUGUUAAUUUUUGUAGUAUAAAAUACGUGAUUUCUAAUUUUUCUCAAACAUAGUAAUAUACAAGUCGAUAUUCUUUGUAUAUCUCAUUAUCAUGAGAACAUUGCAAGGAGAUAAUAAAAAGAUUAUAUUUGUGCAACAUUCCAAAUUCAAAUCAUGUUUGUAUAAGUAUUUUUCUUUUUCAAAUUUGUCAAUUAUUAAUCUGCUAAUUGUAAUCUCCUUGCUUCAAUACAGGAGAAAGCUGUGUAACAGUUUUGUAAAUUACCAUUGUACAGUAUCACAAGAUAUACCAUGUCUCAAGUAAAUAAUAAUAAGCAGAAACAAUUGCAAGAUAACGAUUAAUAACUGAGAGAUGGAGAACUUAGAUAGGUAUAUCUCCUUCUCUAUAUACAUAUAUAUAUUAUUACCUUUUUAAAUAUACUUACCAUGUAAAAGUAUCGUGUGAUGUACUGUCUGUGUGUUACUAAAUAUCAAAGUAAUAAAAGAGACAAUUACCCCUUA
Messenger RNA from Camponotus floridanus (Florida carpenter ant), 6537 nucleotides. RefSeq lists its product as uncharacterized. NCBI's taxonomy places the organism in Eukaryota, Metazoa, Arthropoda, Insecta, Hymenoptera, Formicidae. Gene Ontology annotation, biological process: chemotaxis; neuronal signal transduction. Gene Ontology annotation, cellular component: nuclear membrane; rough endoplasmic reticulum membrane. Bases 819 to 4310 code for a protein of 1163 amino acids. The transcript is spliced from 4 exons. The record is from RefSeq and is a predicted model, not a curated record. Gene Ontology annotation, molecular function: microtubule binding.